UCAAUGACACUUCAGGGAUCCCCUUUUUUCUACAACGCAUGCUCUCGGCCGGUGCCAUAGAGUCCUCCUCCUAGGGAGGCCCACGCGAAGGCUGACAUUUUGCGUGUUUUGUUUAAGGGGCUCCCAAAGACGGUUGCCAUAACAGAACAUAGAACUUAGUGGGAGGUGAAAUUGGUUGCUGCCGUUGUAUAUGUAGGCUGGUGGCCGGUGUGGUUCUUUUUUUUUCCUUUCUCUUUCUUUCGCCAUUGCUGGCUUAGAGAGUUCGUGGGCGGGCUAAGGAAAAAGACGUCAUGCCUUCGAGGCGCCUCGAGGGGCAGCCGCCCGCCCUUUGGGUUCUUUGGCUUCGCGGUUGCCUCUUUUUGUGGCCCUGUGUAGGACUUUUCACAUGAGAAGGCUAAGAAUGUCCUAAAAGUCUCUGAAAUAUUUUUGGGGGGUGGGGGUGGGGAGGUUAUCGCUAUGUAAGUAGUGCCCUAAUUAGUACUUGAUAGUUUGGAUUUAUAGCAAUUCUAUAUAUUACAUAUAUUAAUAUAUAUAAUAUAUGUCAUUUCUCUUUGCUUUUCCUGCCAUGAAUAUGAAAAUCAUUAUUUUCUAGUCCUGUAGCUGAAAAAAAAACCUGUGACCCACCCAGUUAUGGCUAGUACCCGGAUUUCUGGAAAUGAAGAAAGGAUUAAAUAUGUGCAGGGAGAUCUUUUUACUUGUCCAGAAACAGAUUCCUUGGCUCACUGUAUUAGUGAGGAUUGUCAUAUGAGUGCUGGCAUAGCUGCUAUUUUUAAGAAGAAGUUUGGUGGUGUUCAGGAACUUUUGAGCCAACACAAGAAGACUGGAGAUGUGGCUAUUCUGAAGAGAGAAACUAGAUACAUAUAUUACUUGAUCUCAAAGAACAAAUAUUUUCAUAAACCUACAUAUGACAAUUUACGGAAGAGUUUAGAAGCUAUGAAAAUCCAUUGUCUGAAAAAUGCAGUAACUCACAUUUCUAUGCCAAAGAUUGGUUGCGGACUUGAUCGCCUGGACUGGAAGAAAGUUUCAACAAUGCUUGAAGAAGUAUUUGAAGAUACAAAUAUUCAUAUUACAGUUUAUACUCUUUAAUUCCUAGUAUAAUUGUCUUUUCUCUUUGUUGUUAUAUCCUUGUAUCUUAGCUGGCAUAGGCUGAUAGAAUUAUCUUCAUUCCAGUAUCCACAAUUCUUUAAGUCAUCUUCUGCUCUAUUCAAUUUUUUUUAAAAAAAGUCAAAAUGUACAUUCUAGUGUUCAGAUACUUUGUGUAACUAUUGCCUAUUUAGCAAUUGGAAGAUGAUAUUUUAAGAAAAACACCGAUAACUGAAAUUUUUUGAUCUAGAUUGGCAAUCAUGUGGAAGAGAUUAGAAUAAAGUGGAAAGUUAUGUUUAAAAAAUCAGAUGUUCACAUAUAUAAAUAAAAGAGCUUUUUCAAAUAC
Molecule: messenger RNA, 1429 nt
Organism: Thamnophis elegans (Western terrestrial garter snake)
Lineage: Eukaryota; Metazoa; Chordata; Lepidosauria; Squamata; Natricidae
Gene: OARD1
Product: O-acyl-ADP-ribose deacylase 1
Exons: 5
Coding region: 631-1086 (151 amino acids)
Biological process (GO): peptidyl-glutamate ADP-deribosylation
Source: RefSeq, a predicted model, not a curated record